Messenger RNA from Symbiodinium natans, 5271 nucleotides. Lineage: Eukaryota; Dinophyceae; Suessiales; Symbiodiniaceae. The record is from the annotation of a GenBank genome assembly.
AUGGCGUCUCCCGUGGGCAUGAUCAACUUGGGGGCUUCGUGCUACAUCAAUGCCGGGUUGCAGGCCAUGUUUGCGGUCCCGGAGAUUUGCCGAGUCGUUCGGGACGCGGUCGACGACGAGCUCGCCUGUCGACUGGCUCGGGUCCUGGAGGCUUGUGUGCCGGAGGAUGGGCCGAUGGUUCCUCGUCCCAUCACCGACGUCUUCUACAACGGACGACAGGAGGAUGCCAUGGGCUUCGUCGAGCAGCUGCUGUGGUCGUGUGGGGAGUUGUCUGCGUGCGUGAGAGGAGCCGAGCAUCCUCGCCUGCGCUGUCGUCAUUGCGGCUGGGAACGACCGACGGCCAGGUCGAACUUUCAGUGCCUCCAGUUGGCCAUGCCGUCGGCCGAGUACAUGCCUGGCACCACACAGGACCUGCUCGACCUGCAUCUCAAUCAGCCGACGGCCUUGGACGUCCGGGUGGAGGACUGGUGCUGUUUGCGGGAAGCUUGUUUGGAUGCCGGUCGUCAUGACGAUCCGCCUCUGCACGUGAACUACGUGGAGGCUUGGCCGCGGGUGCUGCUGCUCCAGCUGAAGCGCUGGGACGAGUUCGGCCGGGCCCGACGUGAUCUGGUGCGCUGCAGCCAUCGCCUCGAGGCGGGCGAUCGAGUCUACGAGCUCGUGGCGGCGGUCUCCCACAUCGGCGAGCACGCGGAGUCCGGCCACUACAUCGCCUACGUGCGCGGAGGAGAUCGAUGGUACGUGGCCAACGACUCCAGCGUCGACGAGAUCACGCCGUGCGACAUGUUCCGGACCUACCCCGACGAGAAGUCUUACAUGGCCUUCUACGUGGCGAUGGUUGCGGUGCCCCCGGAGGAGCCGCCCGUGACUGACGUCCUCGUGGAGACCGAUGCUGUCGAGGGCACGGGCGGCAUCGGCGUCAAGCGCAAACGCCAGGAGGAGAGCGAGACGGGCGACGGCGGCGGCGGCUUUCGCAGGAGGUUGUCCAGCGGAUGCAGUAUGGCAGGCGGGCCCAUCGAUUUGGAUGCUCACACGGGAAGCGAAGAAGGGCUCUCGAAGACCACGGAGAACAGUCAACAGCGGUCCGAUGACGGGUCGGAUGCCACCGAGGCCGCCGAGCGACGCGCCAGCUUCGUGCAGAACAACACGCAGGAGGAGCGCGAGGAGAUCGCGCGGGUGUUGCGGGGCAGCCUCAGCCUGGCCGCCGCGAUGGAGACCUUGUCCAAGACCGUGCCGAAAGUGGACACGAAGAACGCGGCGGCGCCGGCCUACCUGAGCCGGUUCACUCUACGAAAGUGGUUCGAGCAUCCGGAGCGUCUGAUGAGGACUCUGGCUCGUGCGCGCGUCCCGCCAUCGCCCGGCUCCGGGCGUCGCCGUGCGGCUCCGGAGGGAAGCGUCCGCAGACAGCUGUCGGAGGAGAGUCGAGACAUCAUCGGGCGUGCCGCGGACAGCUCCGCAUCCCUGACCGAGUUCGCGCAGAACCUAGCCAUCAGCUUGCCCGGGUUCAGUCAGACCGACGAGAACGCUGCCAUGUACGUGCCUCGCACCACUGUGAGGAACUGGUUCUUUCGGAAGACGGUGAAGUCGUGGUUCCAGGAGUCCGACGAGGACGAGACGUGGGAGAAGGAGAGGGAGAACGUGUUCGGCGUCCUUUCGGAGAAGCCCGGCAAGCGGAAGCUUCCGCAGAUGGCCUCGACGGACUCCGACGGGACGUGGCUGCGGCGAAGGUCCUGGACAUACUGCUCGGCAUGUGGGCGGCGGCGGCCACGCACGGAGGUGCAUGGCCAGCACGCGAACGUGGAUGCCGUGGCCUGUGCCCCGGCCUGCGACGUGGACGCCUGGGAUCUGCUGGAUCCUCCUCGCACUGCUCCGAAAACCGGAAAGCUAUUCGCCUACGUCACGCCCGUGGUCGAUCAUUGGCGGGCGCUGUGCGAUGCCGUCGACGGCGGCCAGCUGCCUCUGCGCCUGAAUCGAUGGGAGCUCGAGGACCUCGCCGUUGCCGACAUCAAGGUGGAUUACCGGUCCCGCGCGGGUGGCAAGUCGGACGUCUACAGCAAGCAGAAGCGAUCCGUGGUUCGGUGUCUCUGGCGAGCUCGGUGCUUGUAUGAUCUUCCUCGAGGCGAGGCGGCGGACGCGGUCUUUCGCUGGCUGAUGGAGAACAACAGCACGUAUCGUGCGUUCGUGGAAUCCCACACGCGCCUGGUUCGGGACAACGCCGGGAAGGCUGGCGACUGGCGCGAGGUGCCCACGGCAGAGCUCCUCCUGUCGAGGCCGGGCAUGGAAGUCGCCGUGCGACCCUGGCUCUACCCCCUGGCCAGCAUGGCCGACACGGACGCGCGCGAGCGUCUCGGUGCGCUGGGGUGGCUGAAGCCCGGCAGCAAGCCCAGUAUUAGGACGUCGAUGAUGCGAAAGAUCACAAGCCGCUGCCUGGAUUACGCCCGGGACUUUCCCCUGCAGUGCCUGAUAUACGACACGUGCAUGGCUCGAACGAUCUCCUCCGUCGUCAACAUUGCAGAGUCGAAGAAGGUGUCUCCCGAACAGAUCGCAUCCGACAUGGACACCUUUCAGGUGUACUGGCAGCAGCAGGUGGAGAAGAUGGAGGACAUCUGUCGGCAGGAGGCCGGGGCCAGCGGACGUGUCGAGGAUGGGUUGCCGACGGUGUUCUUCACCAUCUCGCCGGCCGAGUGGAGGUACGUGUUGCACGAGGGCAUGUUUCCCGAAGGCGACCUCAGCGACCAGCAGAGCCUGCUGACCUUGCAUCUGUACCACACGCUCGAGGCCAUGCUGGGACUGCACCUCUUCAAGGAAGGUGUCAGCCUGGCUCGGGUCGGCAUUGCGAAAGUCCGGCAGUGGUCCCUGCGUUACGAGUUUCAGUCACGAGGCACUCUACACGUGCACUGUCUGCUGUGGGCGGACUUGCUUCCUGGCUGGACGGCGGAGAACGUCACUGCGAGGACGGGUGGCAAGGAGAGGUCGGCGUUCUUGAUCCUGCUGGAGGAGCUGUUUCGCUCUCGAGCCGACGUACAGUGUGGCGACGGUCAUCACCUCUUGCUCCAAUACGUGGCCGGGUACGUCAGCAAGGCCUCCGAUGCGCUGACCUUCAGGUCGAAGCAGGCGCAACAUGACGGCGACGGAUCUCGUUGGCGCCAGGUGUAUCGACUGCUCUGCAAGAAGUCGCCGCUGGAGCAGGAGAUGGUCAUGGAGAUGGCCGGCCUGUCGAUGGCAAAGCAUUCCUUCACGGGCGUGUCGUUGUUCCCUCCGAUACCUGGCAGCAAAGCCGUCAACGAGUCCCGGGCGCACUACAACGCCUUCCAGCAGUUCCUGCACCGUGGCGCGGUCGUGGACGGGGCCGCCACCAGCAUGUCUUACAUGCAGUGGCUCCGCAUGUUUCGCGUGGUGACGACGGAUGGGAAGUCUGUGGUUCGACCCAGGAACGUGGCCGGACCGGGUCGAAACAAGAGCUGUGGCAUAGGAAUUCGCUUUCCCUUCGAGCUGCUGGACAUCUUCGUGGGCGCCUGGGCGGCGUGCUUCCUCGAGAACAUGCUCGAAGCUCGCCUGCGGCCGAGCACGGAGGAGGACGAUGCUUACCCGGCCGGCUUCGACUUCGAGAAAGCUCGCAGGCGCCUCUUUCGAGCUCCCGAGGGUUGCGAGCACCUCAAGGCCGUGCUCUGUCUCGACGAGUUCCAACGUCGGGGGGCUCCGCCCGGAACGUUCGCCCCGGACACGGGCAGGCUGAUAGCCGCCAUCGAGGGCGACCUGAUGUUGCGUGGGCUCAGCGUGGAUCGCAUCGUCACCUUCAAGGCGAGAAUCAACGCAUGCUCCCUGCUGCUGCAGGGCAUCCGGGACGGCCGGCAGGAUCCGUCGAUUUGGUCCGCUAGACGCCCGGCCGGGCUCCCGCAGAGGCAGUGGUCGCCCGAGCAGGCGCAGGUUCUGGGCUGCAUCAGGGAGGGCCUGCGUGUAGGCGAUGCCGGUGUCAUGGCAGACUCCAGACGAGUCCUGCGCGUUACCGGCGGGCCGGGCACGGGCAAGACGGAGGUGGUCAUCGGAGCGGUUCAGGCGGCGCUCGAGGACGGUUGCCGGGUACUGGUGGCUGGACCGAUCGGCCUGCUCAUGUCCAUGUACAAGCUGCGGCUGCCUCCCAACGAGAAUCUGGUCAUGGAGACGAUCCACGCAGCCUUCAAGGUCGUGCGGGAUGCGGACGCACAGUACAUUCCUCCGGGAAGGCUGCGAACUUUCGACCUUAUCAUCCUGGACGAGGUCAGUCAGAUCGAUGCAGCGGUGUGGAACUGUCUCAAGAUCGCCUUGGGGGAGCUGAGGCCGUUGCCGUUCAUCGUCUUCGUCGGGGAUUUCCAGCAGCUGCAGCCUAUAGUGGGGCGACCGCUGCUGCAGCAGAACCUGGAGCAGCAGGUUCGGGAUGGCACCGUCUUCGCGGUGGAGCUGCGACAGCACGAAGCCGCCCGUUCUGCCGAUCCCGUGAUGCUCGACUUCCUGCAGCGAGCCAGAGUCCGCCAGCCGAGCAGGGACGCCCUUGGAAGGUUUUUCGCGGGCAGGAUCUGGCCGUCGGACCUCAACCUGGCGACCGCCAAGGCCAAGGAGCUGGAGGCCUCCGAAGGCGGCAGCUUCACCUUCCUCACCGUGACGAAUAAGGGAGCCCAGGACAUUAACAUGGCGUGCCUGGCUCGUGAUUACCCGGAACAGUACCGGGAACUGCGGAGCGGCGGUGGCGUGCCGGGCCAGACGGGGCACGUCGUCGUGUCGCCCGGCAUGAGGCUGCGGCUGACGCACAACGUGGACAAAGACAGGGGCUUCGUCAACGGUGCCAUGGGCGUGGUCCAGGAGGUUCUUCGGAAGGACGUCUUCGUCCUCAUGACAGGGCAGCAGGUGCCCGUCUUGGUGCACCCCAUCACGUACAAGGGCAAUAAGUAUUUGCCGGUUUCCUAUGGCUGGGCGACCACCAUUCGGCGGGUGCAGGGCGCCACACUGGACAAGGUCGUGCUGUACUUCAACCGGCAUCUGGCGGAUCGCGGCUACGCCUACGUGGGGGCUUCUCGUGCCAGGAGAGCCGUGGAUGUGUAUCUCAUGGGGCGAAUUCGGCGAACGGACUGGCUGGCUGUCAACUCCGACCAGGCCGACGAGCAGACGGUUCUCUCGGCGCUCAGCGAUAGCUCCGCCUCCGACGACGACUACUUCCCGUCGGACCCGGAAGCGGACUCCUCCGACCCCGAGCCGGCCGACUCCGACUUCGAUCCCUGCUCCGAAUCUGAGUCGGAGUGA